This is a messenger RNA of Stylonychia lemnae, 2175 nucleotides long. NCBI's taxonomy places the organism in Eukaryota, Ciliophora, Spirotrichea, Sporadotrichida, Oxytrichidae. The record is from the annotation of a GenBank genome assembly.
AUGAAAACAUCUAGUAAACAACACAAUAUAAUCGAGAUUAUAGGUGGUAAGAAGAAUUUUCCCAAAGAGAAAUCUCAGAGUAGUCAGUAUCUUGAAAAUAAUCUAAGCCCUGAAAAGAAAACUUCAAAGGUAAAACCUGGAAAAGAAAAGACUCUAUAGGAAUCGCGAGGAAGAGAUAAACUGUUGAUUAACAACGGAGGGACUGUUAUGAAUGGGAAUAAUCUGAUUCCAAACACACUGGUGUAGUAAUCGCAGUUGAAUUCAAAGUCGACCUCAGCCAGUUUGAAGUCCCACUCAGUAGUCAGAUAUUAGAGUUUUAAGGAGCGCGAUAUGGAAAUAAAGUCACUUAUCCAAACUUUACAGCACAAUAACAGUUCGAAUUUAUCUGCUGCUGGAAAUAAAAUUAGCCCUUAAUUGCAAGAUGGACAGCAGCAGGACCAAAGCUAAAUAUAAUAGGUCAACUCUAAGAACGUCAGCAUACAGAAGUAAAAAAGGAGAGUGGAAAAUUUACCCAGAACAGGAAUCGAAUAUCCUUUUACGAAAGAGCGCAGAGUUUUCCUAAAGACUCAUAAAGAAUUUGAAUUACUCAGUGAGUAUUAGGUGCCACCCUUACUUUUAGAUGAGUAUAUAAGAAAUGAUGGGGAAAGGGCAAGCGUGCCUCCUAAUAUGUACCCAUGCAUUUAUGAUUGUAUUGAAUAAUCUCCCUUCUAUGAUGCUGACGACUUUAACGACCAAUACUACGACGACAGAGAAUUGAUAGAAUUACCUGAACCAUAAGAUUAGAUUGAGGGAGUCAUUAAUGAACCCUAUCAGAAGAAAUAUCUCUUCAAUCCAAAUAAUUUGCCAUAUCAACUUGAAAGGGUGGGCAACUUUUACUCAGGAUCAGCGACUGACUCAAGAUUAUUUGAUAAGAAGGGAGUCCCUAAAAUAAAUAGAUACUACGAAAAAUUAAAACCUUAUUAUAAACUUAAAGACUCUAUUAAUGAUAGGACUUUGAUAUUUGAAAGUAGAUUUGAAAGUGGAAACUUAAAGAGAGUAACUAAAGUAGGUGAAUUUGAGUACGAUUUGCAAUUGAAAAACGAUUAUGGUACCCAGGGCUUUACCUAAUGGUACUAUUUCAAAGUAUAAAAUACAAGAAAGGAUGUAGCAUACAGGUUCAAUAUCAUAAAUCUUAUGAAGCCAGAAUCAACUUACUCAAUGGGAAUGAAGCCAUUAUUAUACUCUGUUAAAGAAGCAGAUAAGUCAGCUCUGGGUUGGUACAGAGAUGGAUUUAACAUCGCAUAUUAUCAAAAUGCAAGAAAGAAUGAUUUGGAUACUGUUUACUUUGCUCACUGUUACCCAUAUACUUAUUCAGAUUUAUGCGAUAUGAUAAGGAAAAUAUGCACUUACCAGAAUAAAGAUAAGAUUAGAAGAACUGUUCUUUGUAAGAGUUUAGCUGGAAAUGAUGUUGAAAUGUUAAUUGUUACUAACUUCGAUUCCUCUCCCGAAUAGAUAGCUACUAGAAAAGCUAUAAUUUUAACAUCAAGAGUUCACCCAGGAGAGACGAAUGCCUCCUAUGUUAUGGAUGGAGUAUUAGAGUACUUAGUGAGCGAUGAGGAUAAGGCAGCUUAUCUCAGAGACACCUACGUCUUUAAAAUCAUACCAAUGCUAAAUCCAGACGGAGUAAUAGUUGGUAACUAUAGAUGUUCCCUGAGUGGAUAGGAUUUGAAUAGACAAUGGAUUGCUCCCAGCUGUAAAAUGUUCCCAGUUAAUUAUCAUACCAAACUCAUGAUGCGAAAAACUUUAGAGAGCAGAGAAAUAUUUUUCUUCUGCGAUUUCCAUGGCCACUCAACCAAAAGAAAUAUAUUUAUGUAUGGCAACAACCAAGUCAAAGCCAUAGAUAAGCUCAAAGAGAGGGUGUUUCCUUAGAUCUUUUCGGAGAAUAAUGAGAAUUUCAGCUUUGACGAUUGCUGUUUUGAAGUCUAAAAGUCAAGAGAGAGCACAGCAAGAGUUGUUAUGUGGAGAGAAUUCAAUUUGUAUAAUAGCUUUACCUUAGAAUGCAGUUUUUGUGGUCCUUCGAAGGGAGUUUAUAAUGGAUGUCACUUUAAUACAACUAUAUUAGAUAUUAUGGGGACAGUCUUUUGUAAAACCCUGGCAGAUUAUACUGAGAGGGAGCAAGCUAAUCAGCUAUAAUGA